Molecule: messenger RNA, 2340 nt
Organism: Sander lucioperca (pikeperch)
Lineage: Eukaryota; Metazoa; Chordata; Actinopteri; Perciformes; Percidae
Product: cilia- and flagella-associated protein 100
Exons: 15
Coding region: 296-2056 (586 amino acids)
Source: RefSeq, a predicted model, not a curated record
GGGUACAAUAGGGUACAAUGCAUACAAGCUAUGGAUGCCAAAUUAAAACAGAGCAUUACUAGGAGACCGUGAAGGCAACAGUUACCAAGACAACAGUAGACAAACGAAAAAACAGUCCAGCCUGAAGAGCGAAGUUGUGUGCUUACAGCAUUGGCGCCAAAUGAAAUGCUGAGCCUGUGCGGUGCCAGAUGCCAGAAGUAACCUCAGAGAUGUCUUCACCACAUCCCAGUAAAUAUUUGUUAUAAUGCCAUGUGUCAUACAUAAGACACGUUGUAAAUACACUCAGUGAUUGAUCAUGUUUCCAACAAAACGACCAGAGAUUUCUUCAGGCAGCAUUGUUGUUUCAGAGACUGAUGGUGCUGCCAAAUCACGUAAACCAGACAUGAAGAAGAGGAGGAGGAAGACUCGACAGAGCCCAUUCAAAUUGCCAGAUAGUAACAGCAUUUUCCUACAGAGUCUAAAUGAAAGCGAGGACCGAAAAGAGGAGAUGCGUAAAUUCCUUGCUUUGCCAAUUGAUGAGAAGACGACCCACGCUGCUCGAAUGAUGGCCAAGCUGAGGAAAGAACUGCAAGAACACGUGGAGGAGGAAGAGGAGGAGGAGGAGGAGGAAAAAAAAGUAGAAGAAAGGGAGAAGAUGAAGAAUCUGAAAGAAAUCAAGAGUAGGACAGUUGUCCCCAAACAAACACCUGGCAGACAUGAGCUGAAGAUGGCCAUGAUGAAACGAGAAAACGUUACAAAAGACAGCAAACAUGACUUCAUCUCCAUGGAACGGCAGAAGGCAGUGUUGGAGUUAUCUCUGAUGACGAAGAGGGCCGAGAUUUUGAGGAUGGACAAAGCCAUUGCAAAAGAGGAGGGACAGCUGAGACAGCUCGAAAAGAUCAUCGAGAGAGACAACCUCACCUUCGAAGAGUUCCUCAGGGAGAACGAGAAGAAGUCCGUGGAGGCCAGAACAUUUUUUGAACACGAGGCCAAGUCCAAACAGGAGAAGAACGCUCAGAUCAAGAGACUGACUGCUGAAAUUGGGACCGUGAAAAGUGAACUCGGCAAGUUUGAAGAAAUCCUGAUCGACUACAAAAGAUACGAGAAGCUUCUGUUUGAGUUGUCUCCUCCAGAGUGGCAGGAGGCCCAGAAGACCAAGGGUUUCAAAGCUGAUGUCCUAACUGAUGGAGACGUUUUGGACGAGCAGAACAGGGAGCCCGAGGAGUCAGCUAUUAGGAACGGUUUGGAGGAAAAGGUUUCCAGUCCAGGUGGAGAGCUGCCUUCCAUCAGAGAGACCAGGCUGUCCUCAGCCCACAGCGACACACUGAUCACAACUUCUAAACUGGAUAGUGACAGCUCAGAAUAUGAGCAUGAGCCAGAGCUGUACUUCACCGAGCCUCAGCAGCUUCUGGAUCUGGUGACAGAGCUGACAGAGCAGAACUUGUCCCUGAUUCAGAACACUACAAGGGUUGAAGAGACGCUGGAAGAGCUCAGACAGUCCACAGAGGCAACCAGGAAGAAGAUUGAAGAGGAUGAAGAGCAGCUAACCCUGCAGAUUAAUGACAUGAACCAGAGAAUCGACAUUGAGAAGGCACGAGGCACCAAGCUCAGACAGAAGGUUCAGCUGCAUGUUUCAUUGAACAAAGAAGACCAGGAUGUUAUGUUGGAUGCUCUGGGUGAGAAGGUGGUAGAGGUCCAUUGCUGCUGCGUGGAUGACAGGAUUACCAACCUCAGCACCUUGGAGAAGCUGGCCAAUAUUGAGAACCGCAUGUCUUUACUGCUGCAGGGCAUCGAGAGCAUCCCUGAAGAACACUUAGAGAUGAUGAAGAAGAUCAAGGACAGCGAGAGAAGGAGCAGGCAGCGUGAGGAAAAGCUGAGAGAGCAGAGUGAGAAACAGAAGGAAAGGAUGAGGAGGUACUUGGAGAGAUCUCUGGCUGACUCCAAGAAAAUAAGUGGGAGAAAGCUCAUGCCCAGAUGCAAGCCUGUUGCUCAGAAAGUCAGAGUGAGCAAUGUGGACAACAGCCCUGCUGAGGAUGAGAUGCAUGCCUACCUCUUCACCUCUGAGGACACAGAGUAAAAGACAAAAGACAAUCUGUUGUGUGCAAUCAUGCCUCCAACACAACAGUGGAAAUAAUUAUGGGAUAUUUGGUUGCUUACACCACAUACGACAUAAAAUCAGAUAGAAUCAAUAAAUCAACAUCAGCUAAACUGUUAACAUGUGUAAAAGAAGGACUUGUAUGUAAAGUACAAUAAAGCAGUCUGAUUGCAGUGAAAACUGGCUGUUUAACUGUUUAAUACCAUAUUAGUACUUCAGAUAUUUUGAUUAUUAUGAUCAUAUGUACAUUAAAUUAUCUAAACAUG